AUGGGAUGACCGUCUUUCAAGGUCGUCGGUGAAAAAGAGAGGCAACUUCGAUUUCAGGUCUUUUGUCCACAUACAAUAUGAGUCUUUCGGAAGAUGACUCUACUUCAGAUGAAGAAUAUAUCCCUCCAGUUAAGGCUUCUAAAUUGGAAGAAGACUCUGAAAGUGAAUAUAGCGAUGAGUCAGAAUCAGGAGACUCAGACUGUAUUAGUGAUAGUUUAACUAGUCGGGCAAAUAAUAAACGUCCUGCUAGAAGGAGCUCGAAAAAGUCCAAGAUUUCCGACUGUUCACCGCUUCCCACUACCGAGGAUGUGAAAGCCUACGAAGAUAGAGUGUGGAACGAGUUCUUAAAGUCCGACAGUACCGAGAAAUCUAAUAGCAUUGAAAAAGUAAAUGUUGUAAAAAAGUAUCAGUUUGCUGGAGAGGAAGUUGAAGUCAUUCAGGCAGUUUCAAACUCGAAUAAGACUUCAGGCGAGACAAAUCCUCUCAAACCAAAAGCACCGUCUUUGGGACUCGGUUUAACUAACGCUCUGCAAAACUUGAAAUCCACAAUAAAUAGUCUACCCAAGUUGUCUACCUUAGAAAAGUCGCGUCUUGACUGGAAGCAAUAUGUACAGAAAGAGUCUUUGGAAGAUGACCUCAAAGCUCAUAACAAAGGGAAAGAAGGGUAUUUGGAAAGACAAGCAUUCUUCAAUAGAGCAAGUGAACGUGAAUAUCAGUAUGAACGACAAUUGAAAAAGUCAACAUCGAGUCGGAAAACCUGAAUACACGAUGCACAUAAUUUUCUUAUCCACGGAAUGUUGCAGUUAUUUAUCAAGAAUGGCACUCCAAUGUUUGUGCCCACGCAGUCCCAAAUUUCAGUGUAUUAAUGUGAAGCCAAUAGUUGUGGUUAAUUAUACUGGCAAUAAAAAAUCCC
This is a messenger RNA of Schistosoma spindalis, 913 nucleotides long. The record is from the annotation of a GenBank genome assembly. NCBI's taxonomy places the organism in Eukaryota, Metazoa, Platyhelminthes, Trematoda, Strigeidida, Schistosomatidae.